Spirometra erinaceieuropaei is the source of this 3054-nucleotide messenger RNA. The record is from the annotation of a GenBank genome assembly. Lineage: Eukaryota; Metazoa; Platyhelminthes; Cestoda; Diphyllobothriidea; Diphyllobothriidae.
AUGGCAUCGGAGGAAACCGCAGCAGCGUCCUCCGACAUGAACGCGGAUGGUACAGCAGAGAAUACGGAAAAGGUUACGGACACGCAAACCACGGUCGCCUCUGAGGUACCCAGUGAUGCCCCGGCUCCCCUUGAGGACGGAGCUGUGCCUGAGGUCAAUGACGCGGACGCGGAUGGUGGUGAUGACGGUGGCGGUGAAGGCGAGGAGGGAGAGGAGAAUGCCGAGGGAAAGCCAGCCACCGAGACUGCACCUGCUCCACCGCCCCCGCCUCCUCUCUCAAAGGAGGAGACUGCCAGGUUGGUACUUUUGAAGCAGCAGAUUGACGAAAUGAGUCCUCUCUACCUGCCACAUGAAUACAAGAUGCUGCCUGAAAGCUUCGAUCCGGAGAGUUUUCCACGCUCCUACAAGGAGAAUACCGAUCGGGAGAUUAAAUUGCUUUUGUAUGCGGACAAUUUUCGCCGUCAGUAUGCCUACCUUUAUCGAGACCGCACGCGCCUCCUACUGACACCCCAGAACGAAUGUGGCGUGCGAAAAUUUGUCUGUACCACUAUUCGACCAACAAAGCUGCCCUACGCAGAGCUCUACGACUGGAACGGAGCGGCCGCCUUUGUGGCUGACUUUCUUGACUACGUGCCCCUGGUACCCUCCACCGAAUUGCCGACUCGUCUGCUAAGUCCCUCAACGGCCCUUACCAUUCAGAUGGGCACUUGCUUUGAAUACACCACCAUCCUCUGCUCCAUGCUAAUAGGCGUAGGCUACGAUGCCUACGUAGUCAGCGGUUACGCCACGCGGGAGUGCUGCUAUGCUGAUGAGUCACGUAAGACCUGUCCCAUGCUAGUCGAAGAACCACCGCCUCCACCGAAGAUUGAGGAGAAGAUAAUAAAGAAGUACCAGGUGAAGCCCAUAAAGGACUUCAACUCGCGCUUUGAACUCAGUAUGGAAGUACAGAAGACGCUAGAUGAUAAGAAGGCCGCAGAAGAGGAGGCAGCUCGCGCGAAGGCGGCCCUGAUCAAAAAGGAGGAACCCCUGCCGGAUCCGCUUUAUGGCCUCCGCGUGCAUUCCUGGAUCUUGAUCCUGCCGGGACGCAGAGAUGUGACGACGCCCUUUUUCAUUGAACCUCUUACCGGUCUUGGGGUGGACAUCAAGACAAAGAUGUACUUGGGUAUUGAGAGCGUGUGGAACAAUAUGAACUACUGGGUAAACAUGCAGGACUGCUCCAACGGCAUUCAGGAGAUGCGCUAUAAUCUGCACCAUCUUUCUGACUGGGAGUACAUGCUGCCUUCGGGAGUGCUCAAUGAGCUUCUGAUGCCGCAUGACACUGAACUUGUGGGUAUCACAAAACAGGGUCUGGACAUCAGCGAAAAGCUCAAGAAAUUCACUACCCACUUGGAUUACGGUUUCGAACCGGCAACAGAUAAGGACGACGAUGGCAAGCAGGGAGCAACUGGAAAUGGAACGGCGACUAUGGAUAAUGAACCCGCGGCAGUCAAGUCCAAGGCUGGUCUUUAUGACAAGCUGCUCCUGGUCGACCUGCCUUUGUCUUGGACCCUACCCAUUGUCCUCUCCAAGGCGGACUAUGACAUGCGCUACCCUAAUCACACCAAAAUGAUUGUCUACAAUCGGGCCAAGUUGCAGAAGUACUCACCCUACUCUCAGCCCAACGGUCUUGUCUCCCUUCUGACCAUUUAUGAGGAUCGAGAAUUACAGCAACCUCUAGAAACGAGGGAGGGCUUUGCCUGGCGACGAGAUAAACUCCUCGAGCGGAUCACUGACCUCGGCACCUCCUGGGUGACGGAGAAGUUUGACCACGGCCGGAUGUCUGAUCAGCUGAAGGAACACGGCUACCGGUCGACUGCAACUGGGCCCGAAGCAAAACGCUACAUGGUUUUCUACGAGAAGGUCCGUGUGGACGGUCUGAUGAAACGAGAGCGAGUAUCGAAUGAACUGAAGGAAUGGUACUGUAAUAGGCACGAUCGCCUUGUCUACCGGGAGACAAAAUACGGCAGGACUGUUAAAAAGUUUGGGCCGCCCAUGACUGGAGGGUCGGGUGGGGCAGGGGGCAAGGUAGCUUUGCUCACUAGCUCACACGCCGCCAUUGACGUAAUUACAGAGCGUUUUGAUCGGAAUCCCAACGUGCCGGCGGAUGAGGAUGUCGCCGAGCGUGUAUUCAACAUUGCCGGUAAUCGUUACAUUCUGACAUACCACAUUGCCGAUGAUAAGAUCUUCCCCUGCACUCGGGAGUUUAUUAAGCCACCCUCGACCAAUGACCGUCGACAAGUUGUUGAGCUUCACUCAGACACACACAGCACUUUCCAGGUAAAAGACGGGCUUGGAAUAUACGCAUAUACUUUUGUUACUAAAUAACAAUAAGUAACCAUAUACCUUUUGAAUUUUUGCAUCGAGGUUGACCCUAACAGCAAGCCCAAGACCAAUGUUGCCAUAUACAACAUGUUGCUUGACCUCAUGGCCCUGGAAGAACAGGCUAAAGAAACGGUCCGACGUUCUGAAAAAGAGGUUCAGGCGAUCCUGUCAUUGAGGGACAGUGAAGAGGCGAAACCCAAAUUGGAUAUUGGACUGUUUGACACCUUACGCAAUAAGGAAAUGCACGAUCUGCGUAUUGCUCUGGAGGAAGCCGCGGAGAACGAGCGAAGGCGCCAGAAGGAGAAGGAGCUCGACUACCUAGCACCAUAUCUCGAAAUGAAGGACGCCAUAUUAAACGAUCUGACUCGCGAACAGGCCUUCUCCGUUCGUGAGGCCUGUCUGCAGGACCUGAAGGAGCGACUCAUCAAGAAGGCGAACAUUAUUCAGGUUCGUUUUGAGGGUGAAGUACAGGCCCUGCAACAGAAGCAACAGUGGUUCCAACUGAAUCAGAUCAACCUCACCAAGGACGACGAACAGGCCUAUCUGCAGUACUGCAACGAUGCCAUCUUCCGCAUCACCACACUGGAGACGAUGCUGAUGCGACACAAGCAGACAGCGCCCCAGAAGUACAUGAUGCUGGAGAAGAGAUUGCGUUCGGACCCACGGUUAGCCGAAUUCCUUCAAAAUGGUUGA